Molecule: messenger RNA, 2715 nt
Organism: Porites lobata
Lineage: Eukaryota; Metazoa; Cnidaria; Anthozoa; Scleractinia; Poritidae
Source: the annotation of a GenBank genome assembly
GGUAAUUGCCGCGUACUGGCGUUUCCGAGCUAUUUCCUAAUUGCUGACAAAUGUUUGGAGGGCCACACGAUCUUAAUUGUCCAACAUGUCCCGGAUAUGGGUCUCUGUGAACUGCUUUGUUACAACGAACCAAACUGCGUCAGCGUUAAUUAUGAAAUACAAACACAGAUACGGUGUGAACUGAAUAAUUCAACACACCGAGCGCACGAUGACGACUUUUUAGAGAGGAGAGGCUGCUUAUAUCAUGGAGCAAUUGUAAGUUUUUUGGUCUUGUCUUUUCGUUGUCUCUUUUUCUUUCAUGAUCUGCUUUCAUCAUCUUCAAGGCGAUCAUUAUCUCAUCAUAGUCAUCAUCAUGAGAAGAGACGUCAUCUUCGUCAUUAGGGAGCUUAAGCAACUACGACGAUGGCGGUGGAGUGAACGUCUCUUAAAAAGUUAACUCAAGCUGUUUCAAAAUUCAUCGCUCUUUUACCAUGUCGCGAUUUGUCAAAUGUUGGUGAAUUUUUCGGGUGUUAAAUUCUAAAGGACUGCAUCUAAGUUGAAAAAAAUAGAACCAUUUGUCCAGAAACGUGAAAUUGGGUAGGACAUGAAACGACACAAACGAAAUGUACAGUGAAGCGUUAUCCACAUGCAAAUAUAAUUUUUUAAAUUUUGUAAACUAUACCUAUUUGCUUUUUCGGCGUUUUCGUUGUCUUCGACGUCGUCGUUGUUUAAGCUCCCUAUUAUCAACAUCAUCUUUGUAAUAAUUAUCAUUGUCAUCAUCGUCAUAGUCAUCCCUUAGUUUAUAGUUGACGCUCGAUCAUGAAGGUUUAAUUGGCGUAACUUCUGUUGCAAAUCAGACAUGAUUUUUGUUCUUUAAAGAGUGCUUGUGAUAAUCCCCGCUGCCAUAACAACGGUACCUGUCAGUCUGGAUUCACAGAGAAAAAAUAUCGGUGUUUAUGUCCUUUUGGUUUCACUGGUGAACACUGUGAGAAUGGUAAGUUGUUCUUGAAAGUUUCUUUUAAAGCAACUGAUUAAAUCAAAGGAUUUUAAAUCGUAAUAAAGAUAAUUUGAGCCGUCCAUGUCAUUUCUCACGGCAGUGUAUGAAACGAGCGGUUAUUUUAAGAAAACGUUUAAAUACUAUUUUCAACGAAACUUUUGCAUUAUGUUUUAGUAAUCUUGUUUGUGUUUCUUUGUUAUUCAGUUGAGUGGCGUGUUAAGGGCUUCUUGUUAAGUAGUAGCAUUUGGUAAUUGAAAGCUAAUCUUCGAUAGCCUCUCAACUGUAAAAGAAGAAAACCUGAUAUGGCCUGAGCCUGAGUAAUACCUGUAUGCUCUUUGCUAGGAAGUUCAUUUAUUGAGCUCGCGAGGGGGCGGAAAGACUUCAAUGAAAAAUGCUCGUCUGAAAUUAGUAUUAAAACCCCUACAGGACACUAAUCAGGGCGUGGCCUUUUGCUCUUAGCUGUAAUUGACCCCUUAAGAAAUACCAUGGAUCAUGAAAGUAUGACGGCAUUUGUCUUUUUAUAUAUGGGCAUUUCUUGAGGAAAAAACCCAAACUCAUCCUUUUUAGCCCUCAGCGAUACCUUAAUGGGUAAAACACUGAAUUUCCACCCUGCAUACCCUAAGUGUGACCACUCGAGCUUCUAAGUCCAGUGCGAGCCGAUGAAGUCGGUUGUAUAUAUUUUUUUGAUAACUCACCGUGAGCAGCUAAGGGAGAGUUUUAACCAAAUAAAAUUUUCCAGGGAACAUAAGUGACAUACAAAGAUCAAGAAUGUCAAAUGUCGACACUGUGGGUCCAACCAUUAUGGGCUCCUGCCAUAAUCUUUUGCUGAAUAUGCAAAAAAGUUCUAAUUUUCUCGUAACUAACUAAGUUUAUGGGUGAAAGUGAAAAAAAAAAACAACAACAACAACAAAAAGCAAAUUAAACAGUAAGUCAAUGUCUUAACAGACAGAGGAAAAUCUAGCUUUUCUUUGGAUUCAACACCGAUUUUGUGACUUGCUACUUAUACUGUUACUACCUUCCAGUAACCUCUUCUCUUGAUUUCACUGUAGAUGUAAACGGUGGAAUUAAAGUCUAAAACACACAAAUGCAAAAUACGUUUGUUUCUAUUAUCGAUCAAUAUGAUUUCAGACAUCAAUGAGUGCAAAGAAGGAACCCACAAUUGCAAUUCUAAUGCGGUUUGUAAUAACACCAAAGGAUCCUACAACUGCACAUGCAAACCAGGAUAUGAAGGGGACGGAAAUGAUUGCACAGGUGAUAUUUUUCCUAAUUUAGUCAUUUUGCGUGCCAUCGAAAGCAUUGCCGUUUUUAUUUUUCCGUAGUAAAAAGAUUAUUAAUGAUUAUUACUUGUCAAGUGGUUGACGAUGUUACCUCAGUCAAAAUUUAAAGCGGAAUGUUUUAUAACGCUUAGUACAGUGUACCUUGUAUUUUCAAUGUUUUGUCAAUCUCCUCGCGCAAGAAUCUUCAUUUUUAAAGGAGGUGAGAUUUCAUGGAAGAAGAAGAAGAAGAAGAACAUCAAUGACCGGCAUCAGAAACUUUGCUUUUUUUCCUCAUGUAUUUCUUUUCAUACUACAAACUAAGCUUGCCAUGCAUUGUUUAAUAUGAUUUCAGACAUCAAUGAGUGUAAUGCGGGAACUCACAAUUGCAGUUCUAAUGCGUUUUGUAAUAACACCAAAGGAUCCUACAACUGCUCUUGUAAGCCUGGAUAUACGGGAGAUGGAUGGACCUGUACAGGUAAAUAA